AUGAUUUACCUUUCUGUCUAUUUGGCCCUGCAAUUGUUAUCGACCAUCUACCUCCUUCUCCAAAGUUGUGGCGGCAAGAAAAAGCCGGACGCUGAAAAAAAAGCAAAGAGCAAAUCGAAAUCCAAGAAGAAGGAUAAAAAAGCUGACAAAGGAAAAGAGGAGGAGAAGAAAAAGGAGGAGAAGGAAGAAGAGAAGAAAGAGGAAGAAAAGAAAGACGAAAAGAAAGAGGAAGAAAAGAAAGACGAAAAGAAAGAAGAAGAAAAGAAAGAAGAAGAGAAGAAGGAGGAGAAGAAGGAAGACAAGAAGGAAGAGAAAAAGGAAGACAAGAAGGAAGAAAAGAGCGAAGGCAAGAAGGAAGGGGAGAAGAAAGAAGACAAAAAAGAUGAAGAAAAGAAAGAAGAGAAGAAAGAGGAAGAAAAGAAAGACGAAAAGAAAGAUGAAGAAAAGAAAGAGGAAGAAAAGAAAGACGAAGAAAAGAAAGACGAAGAAAAGAAAGACGAAAAGAAAGAAGAAGAGAAGAAAGAAGGUGAUGCAGAGGAGAAGAAGAAGGAGGAAGGGGAAGAGCUUCCGCUAGAUAAGACAAUGGCUUCUCAGGACGAAGCGGGGUCUAAAGAGAAAGGGGGGUCCAAAGAAAAGCCUCAAGAAGACCAGAAAAAGCCAGGAGAAGUAAAGUUGAACGUCAACAGUUUGGCAUGGGAGGAGAAAAAAUCGCAGCAGGUGCUGAAAGUCACAAAUGAGACGGACAAGAAACAGGCAAUGAAAAUCAAGUGCUCCAACAAUGCCAUGUUCAAGGUGAAUCCAGUUUUCGCCAUGGUGGAGGUGGGCAAGACUAUCGACGUUGUCAUAAGUCGAGAAGGCGGUCCUGUAAAACCCGAGAAGCUCGUCAUCCUGACUACACCGUAUGAUGGAACCGAUGCACAGAAAGCUUAUGCAGACAAGGACAAGGUCAAUCCAAACACUCAUGUUCUUCCACUAGUGGCAAAAACCUGA
This is a messenger RNA of Haemonchus placei, 990 nucleotides long. The record is from the annotation of a GenBank genome assembly. Lineage: Eukaryota; Metazoa; Nematoda; Chromadorea; Rhabditida; Trichostrongylidae.